AUGGCGAACAUCAAGAAAUACGAGAUCACCGAGCCAUAUCUGAGCCUCAACUGCGGUCUGGGCGAGGCACCUUUCUGGGAAAAGACUAGAGACAGUCUGCGGUUCGUAGACAUCGUCAAUCGAAAGGUGCACUUUGUCAACCUGUCGAAAGGACCGUCUUCCCAUAAACAGAUCGAUCUCGAGUUCUCAAUAGCUACGACCGCAGACAUUGAGGGCAAUGACGAGGAGUUCAUCUUCGGUGGCAAAUGGGGCUACGGAAUCAUGCAUAGAGACACGGGCAAGGUGCGAUGGAUCAAGAAGAUGUGGACAGAUGCCGAAAGGCAAGACGAUGGCGGCGGCAAGCCUGGCGUUGGCAAGAACCGGGAGGAGAGGAUGAGGAGCAACGACGGCGCGGUUGAUUCGAGAGGUCGGUACUGGGUUGGCACUAUGAACGACGAUGCUCUCGUGGGCAACAACUUCACCGACGAAGGAGUGCUCUUCCGCCUGGACGACGAUCUGAGCAUCCAUCGUGUCAUCGAAGGCGCAACCAUCCCCAACGGGACAUCCUGGAGCCUGGACAACAAGACCAUGUACUUCACCGACUCGCCUUCACAGACCAUUACGGCAUAUCCCUACAAUCCUGAAACCGGAGAGAUCUCAAAAAGCGAAGGCAAGCCCUUCUUCAAAACCGAACAAGGCGUUCCAGACGGCCAUUGCCAGGACGAAGAAGGUUGUCUCUGGGUAGCAAACCAUGGCGCCGGCAAAGUGUGGCGAGUCAAUCCACAGGGCGAGACGAUUGCGCAGGUCGACCUACCGACGAGAUGUGUUACCUGUCCAGCGUUCUGCGGGACCGAGCUCUUCAUUACCACGAUGAAGGAGGUGGACCCGGACAACCAUCCAGAGAGCGUGAAGUUGCAGGGCGCAGUAUUCAAGAUCGAUGUCGGCGUGCGUGGCAGUCCGCUGAACAAGUUCAAGAUGUCGACGAGGGCAUGA
Saxophila tyrrhenica is the source of this 972-nucleotide messenger RNA. RefSeq names its product rRNA-processing protein cgr1. The record is from RefSeq and is a predicted model, not a curated record. Gene Ontology annotation, biological process: L-ascorbic acid biosynthetic process. The transcript has 3 exons. The coding region runs from base 1 to 972 and encodes 323 amino acids. Lineage: Eukaryota; Fungi; Ascomycota; Dothideomycetes; Mycosphaerellales; Extremaceae. Gene Ontology annotation, molecular function: calcium ion binding; gluconolactonase activity.